Humulus lupulus (European hop) is the source of this 1418-nucleotide messenger RNA. Its product is annotated as probable receptor-like serine/threonine-protein kinase At5g57670. The transcript has 2 exons. The coding region runs from base 527 to 1036 and encodes 169 amino acids. Gene Ontology annotation, molecular function: ATP binding; protein kinase activity. Gene Ontology annotation, biological process: protein phosphorylation. The record is from RefSeq and is a predicted model, not a curated record. NCBI's taxonomy places the organism in Eukaryota, Viridiplantae, Streptophyta, Magnoliopsida, Rosales, Cannabaceae.
UAAAAAUACGUCUCAAUAUUUUAGUCAUAAUUUUUUAUCAAUGAGUUGAUUAUUUUUAAAGAUUUAGAUAUUAAUUGAAUGAGGUAUUUGCGGCAUAAAUACCACAUGUUUUCAGUUUUAUAGACUUAUAUACCACAUCUUUUUUUUUUGACGGAUUAAAUAACAAAUGUUAUGAUUUGGGCAAUUCCGUCACUACCACUCCGUUAAGUGUUGAUUGAGAUAAUUCGAAUGCCACGGGUCAACAUACUGUUGGUCCAAGUCAUAUUUUAUUAAAAAAAUAUUAAUUGAUUUAAAAUUAUAACAAAAUAAUAUUUUAAAAAAAAUCAAAACUGAUUUUUCUCUCUCUCACUCUCUCCUUCAUCAUCUUCAACCUUCAUCGUCCGGAGCCUCGAGCUCUUCGCUGGAGGUUGUGAAGCUCUUGCUUGAUGCUUCGGCUGAUGUUGAUUUGGUCAGCGCUAAUGGAAGCAAGGCUCUUGACUUGCUUGCCCCAGGCGUUAAGGGGCCUUGCAGUUCAAGGAGGAAAGCAAUGGAGUCUCUCAAAGUUCAAACUUUAUUGUAUGCCAUGAAAUACAUUAGGACCAACAACCUUAAAAGGCUCUUCUCUCUUAAACGACGCAGUUUUGACGAAGCAGCUGUAGAGAAGAAAGCUCCAAAUCCCAAUGGUGAAGAAGACUGUGUUGGAGUUGUAGGAACCGAGUCUUUUCAGAUACCCAUUUGGAAAUGCUUCUCUUUUGAAGAAAUCUCCGAGGCCACUGAUGGUUUUAGCUCAGAUAAUUUGGUCGGAAAAGGAGGCUACGCAGAGGUAUAUAAAGGAGCUUUGAGAAAUGGAGAUGAAAUAGCUGUGAAAAAGCUCAUGAAAACAGCUUCAGAUGAGAGAAAAGAGAAAGAGUUUUUGACUGAGAUUGGAAUCAUUGGCCAUGUCCACCAUAAAAACAUUUUAUCACUCCUUGGCUGUUGCAUUGACAGUGGUCUUUACCUCAUUUUCCAAUUCUCUUCCAUAGUCUCUUUUGCUUCUCUUCUCCAUGGUAAAACUUAGCACCAAAUUUUUUUGGUUCUCAUGACUGGACUGAGUGUCCAUUUGUUCUCCCCGGGGAGAACGCCAGGAGGAGGGACCCAAUGAAAUACCCUUACAGAGAGAGAGGGGGAGGGUUGGAUCAGUUUUAAUUUUUUUUUAAAAUAGUUUUUUGUUAUAAUUUUAAAUCAAUUAAUAUUUUUUAAUAAAAUAUGACUUGGACCAAUAUUAUGCUGACGCGUGGCAUUCAAAUUAUCUCAGUCAACACUUAACGGAGUGGUUGGGACAUAAUUGCCCAAAUCAUAACAUUUGUUAUUUAAUCCGUCGAAAAAAAAGAUGUGGUAUAUAAGUCUAUAAAACUGAAAAUAUGUGGUAUUUAUGCCGCAAAUACCCCUAAUUGAAUUGA